Pocillopora damicornis (cauliflower coral) is the source of this 1128-nucleotide messenger RNA. RefSeq lists its product as uncharacterized. NCBI's taxonomy places the organism in Eukaryota, Metazoa, Cnidaria, Anthozoa, Scleractinia, Pocilloporidae. The record is from RefSeq and is a predicted model, not a curated record.
AGAACAUCCCCCGCCGACAUUCUCAGAAAUUCCUGAUCAUUCGUUGAUACAAAUGACGUCAUUCAAUCCUCCUAAAACAAGUUCCUGCCUUGAAGUGCCCUGCUGGAUUGAGGUCACCAACUUGGUGGUAUCUGUUUUCUGUGCAUGCUAUAAAAGAUAGAUCGAAUUGCCUUGCGUGCAUUGGAAAGUUGCCAUUUGUACGUUUAGCAAUCAUGAAGGCUCUUCUCCUACUUUUCAGUUUGGUUUCCAUUGUUCCUGCGCUUUCAUAUUCUUCAAGGUCGGUUAGGUCUGACUGCGACGAGAAUUGCCUAAAAUGUGCAGAUCCCAAGUCACAUUUCCCGAAAUGUCGAAGAUGCAAAGAAGGCUAUACACUGGUUAAAACUUACAUUCGACGUAGAUGCGAAAGCCAGUGCCCACCCGGAUCAGGACAAGUACCGGUAUGGGAUCCAGUCAUCAGAGCUUACAUUUGCGAUAGAAAAACAGAUUGUGACUGGCACGAUUCCAACUGCGUAGAAUGUCUAGGCAGUGGGUCAUGCCUAAAGUGCAAGAAGAACUAUGCCCUUAAACAAAAAUCGUUCAAAUAUACUGGAGCUAUCAUCGGUCUAAACAAAUGCGUUGACGACUGCGAAACAUGCGUGGAGCCCCGAAGUAAAACUAUUGUUUGCAAGACGACGGCAGCUUCGUGUUUAAACAGUCAGGCACCAUCAACCCCUCACAGGAAAAGCCCACACAACUUGCCUUCCCCGAAAGUGCCAGCUGGAGCAGUAGGAACCAACCCGUCAACUAAUAUAGACUCAACUCCUGAACCUACCAGGGACGGGGCAAUGACGGGCAGCAGUGAAGACACUGAGCCAACUGUGGAUGAAAUAGAAAAUAAUAAUUAAAACUGUCAGGUUGAGUUACAUCCUGAUUAUCUGCUUUCAACAUCAUUUGGGUAACUACCCGUCAAGAACAGUAUAAGGUUUUGAGGCAAUUCUGAAGAUCUAGUGGCUUUAGUAGGAGGCCUAUUUUAUCCCGCUUUGAUUUUCUUUGGAACAACCUCAAUUCAAAACUGAACUAAAAACGUUUAAAAGAUCAUUGAUACAUCUUCAAAAAGCUCUUGAUGAAUAAAGAUUAUUACUGAUUUGA